Molecule: messenger RNA, 1925 nt
Organism: Indicator indicator
Lineage: Eukaryota; Metazoa; Chordata; Aves; Piciformes; Indicatoridae
Gene: VPS33B
Product: VPS33B late endosome and lysosome associated
Exons: 23
Coding region: 1-1854 (617 amino acids)
Biological process (GO): intracellular protein transport; vesicle-mediated transport
Cellular component (GO): lysosome; CORVET complex
Source: RefSeq, a predicted model, not a curated record
AUGGCCUUCGCCGGCCGCCGCGACGUACCCGAGCCGCCCGACUUCGGCAUCCUGAAGCGGCUGGCGCGGGACCAGCUCAUCUACCUGCUGGAGCAGCUUCCCGGGAAGAAGGACCUGUUCAUCGAGGCCGAUCUGAUGAGCCCCCUGGACCGCAUCGCCAACGUCUCGAUCCUGAAGCAACACGAAGUGGACAAGCUGUACAAGGUGGAGAGCCGGCCGGCACUCAGUGCCAGCGACCAGUUCUGCUUCCUUGUCCGGCCACGGAUCAGGACAAUGCGGUACAUCGCUGAUAUCAUCAAUGCUGACAAGAUGUCAGGGAGGACUAGGAAGUACAAGAUUAUCUUCAGCCCCCAAAAGUUUUAUGCUUGCGAGAUGGUGCUGGAGGAAGAGGGAGUCUUUGGUGAUGUCACCUGUGAUGAAUGGUCCUUCUACCUUCUCCCCCUGGACGAAGACAUCAUCAGCAUGGAGCUGCCUGAGUUCUUCCGUGACUACUUCCUGGAGGGAGAUCACCGCUGGAUCAACUCCGUCGCUCGGGCGCUGCAGUUGCUGAACUCCCUGUAUGGCCCUUUCAGCAAAGCCUACGGCAUUGGCCGGUGUGCCAAGAUGAGCUACGAGCUGUGGCGGGAUCUGGAAGAGGAGAGUGAGGGUGAGGGCCAGGGCAGGAAGCCUGAGAUUGGGAACAUCUUCCUCAUGGACAGAGACACAGACUACGUGACAGCACUGUGCUCCCAGGUGGUCUACGAGGGGCUGGUGGACGACACCUUCCGCAUCAAGUGCGGGAGUGUGGAUUUUGGGCCAGAUGUCACCUCUUCUGACAAGAGCAUUAAGGUGCUGCUCAAUGCCCAGGACAAAGUCUUCAGCCAGAUCCGGAACGAGCACUUCUCCAGCGUCUUCGGCUUCCUGAGCCAGAAGUCACGGAACCUGCAGGCGCAGUACGACCGUCGCCGUGGCAUGGACAUCAAGCAGAUGAAGAACUUCGUCUCCCAGGAGCUGAAGGGACUGAAGCAGGAGCAUCGCCUGCUGAGCCUGCAUAUUGGUGCCUGCGAGUCUAUCAUGAAGAAGAAAACCAAGCAGGACUUCCAGGAGAUGAUGAAGGCUGAACACUCGCUGCUGGAAGGCUUCGACAUCCGGGAGAGCACCAGCUUCAUCGAGGAGCACAUUGACCGACAGGUGUCCCCCAUUGAGAGCCUGCGCCUGAUGUGCCUCCUGUCCAUCACGGAGAACGGACUCAACCCCAAAGACUACCGCUCCCUGAAAACCCAGUACCUGCAGAGCUACGGCCCUGAGCACCUCCUGACCUUCCACAACUUGAAGCGCAUUGGGCUGCUGACCGAGCAGUCGGCUGGGGACACCCUGACGGCCAUGGAGAGCAAAGUCAGCAGGCUGGUGACCGACCGUGCUGCAGGGAAGAUCACAGAUGCCUUUAAUUCCUUGGCAAGGAAGAGCAAUUUUCGAGCCAUAAGCAAGAAGCUGGGGCUGAUCCCACGGGUGGAUGGAGAGUACGACCUGAAGAUGCCUCGGGACAUGGCAUACGUGUUCAGCGGGGCCUAUGUCCCCCUCAGCUGCAAGAUCAUCGAGCAGGUGCUGGAGCGCCGAGGCUGGCUGGGGCUGGAGGAGGUCGUGCGGCUGCUCAAUGGCAAUGAGUUUGCAGUCUCAGACAGCACCGUGGAGGACAACCCCGCCUGGGACUACCAGCGCAUCAUCCUUGCUGUCUUCCUGGGUGGCUGCACCUUCUCCGAGAUUGCUGCUCUUCGAUUCCUGGGGAAGGAGAGAGGGUUCAAGUUCAUCUUCCUGACCACGGCCAUCACCAACAGCAGCCGUAUGAUGGAGGCCAUGAUCGAAGCCAAGGCGUGAGGCCAGCCACGCCUGGCCAGGGCUAGGCUUCACCGACGGGGAGAACCACGCUUUCCCUGUACGAAUAAACA